AUGGCAAAUCCGGGUGUUAAGAGAUCGACCAAAGAGUGGGAUAAACAUUGUCUGGAGCAGCGUCUUUCAGUACUGGAAGAGAAGCAUAGGGGGCUGAAGAGGGUGGUCCUCGAUAUGGCACCAGUUGAAAAGGUGAAGGUGAAGGAGCCCAGGUCGCAGAAAAGGGAUAAGAGAGACGCCAACGACUGCAUCUGUCCACCAGCCAUUACACCUAAUGGUCCAAUGACGAGUAUUGAUAACACUCGUUCACAACGUGACCAGGCUCACAAAUCGGCCUUUAUCCAAUUCAAUACGCGGAUCGUAGAUGCUGCGGCUGGGCCGUGCGAAGGGAAGGCUAUCGACCUCGGGCGGAUAUUAAAAAUGGACCUU
Iphiclides podalirius (scarce swallowtail) is the source of this 369-nucleotide messenger RNA. The record is from the annotation of a GenBank genome assembly. Lineage: Eukaryota; Metazoa; Arthropoda; Insecta; Lepidoptera; Papilionidae.